This is a messenger RNA of Magallana angulata, 1478 nucleotides long. Its product is annotated as pre-mRNA-splicing factor SYF2-like. Gene Ontology annotation, cellular component: catalytic step 2 spliceosome; Prp19 complex; post-mRNA release spliceosomal complex. The coding region runs from base 94 to 786 and encodes 230 amino acids. Lineage: Eukaryota; Metazoa; Mollusca; Bivalvia; Ostreida; Ostreidae. The transcript is spliced from 7 exons. The record is from RefSeq and is a predicted model, not a curated record.
GACGCUCAUAUCAUUUCCGGAAGAAAUUUCGUCAAAGUGAAUUUCACCCAAAACAUAUUGCCUUGUCAAGUUUGUUGAGAUAUAAACCUGAGUAUGUCAGAAAAGAAUAAUGAUGAAGCAGGUCCGUCUACAAGUAAAAGUAAAUUCAGUCGACUUCAGAGGCUCAGAGAUCUAGAGUUAAAAAUGAAUGAAGCGCGUAAGCUGAAUCAUCAGGAGGUGGUGGAAGAAGACAAGAGGAGCAAACUCCCCGCAAACUUUGAACAGAAACGGAAGAGAGUGGAAUGGGAGGAGGAGCAAGACAAGAAGAGAAAGGAAGCGGAGUCAGCUGGGGAAGAGUUUGACAGAGUAAAGCUGCUGGAAGUGGGAGCUGACGAAGCAGAGAAAUGGGAACGGAAAAAGAAGAAGAAGAACCCUGACCAAGGCUUCUCAGACUAUGAGGCUGCAACAUUUCGUCAGUACCAGAGGCUGACCAAAGAAAUGAAACCAGACAUGAAUAAUUACAAACAACAGAGAGAAAAAGCAGGUGAGGAGUUCUAUGCCACCCGAGAUACCCUGGGUCUGAAUCAAUGGAAGGAUAAGCCGGAGUAUGUGGACAGAAUGGUUGAUGAUCUAGAGAAGCAAAUAAAAAAGAGAGAGAAAUACAGCCGUCGCAGAACAUUUGAUGAAGAUGCGGAUAUUGACUACAUCAACGAGCGUAACAUGAAAUUCAACAAGAAAUUGGAGCGCUUCUAUGGAACCUACACAGCCGAGAUCAAACAGAACCUGGAGCGAGGGACAGCUGUAUAGGAGCCGAGGCUGGGGGUAUAGGAGCAGACAGCUGGAAGUGGGUGUGUCAAUGUUGGCACAGACCCCAAGGACAGGGACCCUACAACAAAACGUGUUGUCAAUCUCAGUUUUUAAAAAAAAAAUUCUUAGUUAUUUCUCCCAGUGUAUGUACAUUGAUACAUGGCAUUAUGUCUUGUCAUGUACAAAUAAAACGGGAGGAAGAAAACAUCCUAGACAGGCAAGGUUGAAGCAAGAAGACUUGUGGAUAACAUCAAUAUUGAUUAUUUAAUACUGUAACAUUUUACUUGAGUUGCAUGUAUGUUUUAUUCAACUGAGAUUUCAAAAGUUUCUUUAAAAAAUAUAUAUAUUUUCAUGACUGCUCAUACAUGUAUAUUUCAUUGGUAUCAUGAUGGAUUUAAAUGUUUUGAAAUUUUUGUUUAUAUCAUGAUGAUUUUAUAGUUAUACAUGUGUAUUUAAAAAAAAAAAAAAGAAUGAUUAUUAUAAAAUUAAAAUUCAGCUUAAAAUUAUAAGCUGAAUCAUUUUGCUUAAUGUCCAAUCAACAAGAUAUUACUAAUUUCAAACUGUUCUUCACUUGUAAAUAAUUAAUUUUGUUUUGAGAGAGAGAGAGAGAGAGAGAGAGAGAGAGAGAGAGAGAUUAUUAUAUGUUUGCAGAUUCUGAUUAUAUCAUAAUAAAAGCUCAGAUUAGCUCAGUA